Molecule: messenger RNA, 15389 nt
Organism: Acanthochromis polyacanthus (spiny chromis)
Lineage: Eukaryota; Metazoa; Chordata; Actinopteri; Pomacentridae
Gene: srcap
Product: Snf2-related CREBBP activator protein
Exons: 33
Coding region: 4090-13932 (3280 amino acids)
Cellular component (GO): Swr1 complex
Molecular function (GO): DNA binding; ATP-dependent chromatin remodeler activity; histone binding
Source: RefSeq, a predicted model, not a curated record
GUCCUCCACCAUUUCGCUGCGUAAAGUCUCCUCCCCGCGACCGCUACAUUCUGCGCCGAAACCCAGUCUCUCCCGGUCCGUAUUUUAACUUCUUCCCACAGACCUAGUGGUACCUCGUUGGGUACCGGGAGGCAGUUUGGAUUACUGGCAUCACGGAUUGAGUGCGAUUUUGCGCGGAUGACGACUCCUUCAACGAGAAUUUAGUAAAAGAAAAUUGGUCGGAAAUUUCAGAAUAUGUGGAGGGGACCGUAAUUUCAGCAUCCUGGAAGUAGAAAGCACAGAAGAUCUGUGUCUCACACCACAGACAGGUGCAGUGUGUAGUCGGGGCAGCACAGAGGAAGGAAGCUCUGGGGAGGAGGCGGUGCGGCAGCACGCCUCUCCGGCUGUGGAUGUGCUGGGUGGCAACCCCCAGGCUGCACAGAAUGUGGCUGGGGAGUCACCUCGGCAUGCCCCGCAGCCGGUCGCAGCUGCCCCCCGCCCAGUCCCUCCGUUCACCAAUCCGUCCGCUGUGCCAUUGCCGAAGAACAGCAGCUCAGCGUUCCCCGGCAUGGAGAACGCCCCUCCAACCAGCUUGCCUGAGACUCUCCAAGUCAGCAGCGACUCUCAGGACGUCAUCUCAGAAGAGGUCCUCGCUGAGGAGAGCGUUGCCGAAGUUGACGGAGUUGCGAGAUCCUUGCCAACAUCGCUCAUUGAGGACUGUAGUUCCUCUACUGAGAUGCAAAGGCUUCCAGCUCCCCUUUGUCCUCCUCUCGCCUCACAGAUUGACAGCACAGUGCAAGAGCUGCAAUACGGGUCACAAACUGGUAAAGAGAAAAGCCACUCGAAUACUCAGACGAACCAGAUUCAGCCACCUAGAGACGGUGCUGGACUUGUGCUUAUUACGGGGACAAAGGAGACACAGGCCAUCACCUUGGAAUAUAAACCAGAGACUGGAACAAAUAUGGAACUUGGUGGAAAAGAGCACACAGGUGGAAAUAUUCUCCUGCAGCCCCAGUCCCAAAUCUAUUUCACAGUCACAUCUCCCUCGGUCCCACAAUCAAGUGUUGGUUUUAAAGUCACCGCAGCACAUGGGGCUCUGGGGCAGUCUGACAGGGGUUCACUUGUCCACGCAAAUCAAGGCAGCCAUAUACCUCCAUCAGGUGCUGCGAAGCAGGCAGGCGGUCACCAGGACUCAAAACUGUCUGCGCUCCAUCUAUCCUCAGCUGAAAAUAGAGAGAUUAAACAAACUUACCUGUCAAAAACACAGCCGAAAUUCAUCAAGGAGAUCUCAAAUGAUGCCAGAGAAAUACAGAACACAAAUUCUUUGGGAUCAUUUGAGACCUUUGAGCCUGUUGAAGCACUUGUUGACGCUUCUCACAAAGAAAAACAACCUCAUUCAGCUGAAAUACUUGAGACCCCAAAGGCAAGAGAAUCACUUCCUGGAAAAGGAAGCUCAGUGUCCAGCAGUAACGAGGGGAUCCACAGUCCCCUCGAAGAAAUGCAGGUGGAGAGUAGUACGAGGGAAGAACAAACUGACACGACCACCUCCUUGUCUGACACCACAAUGCUGCCAGAGUGCUCCUCCUUACAGGAGAGUUCCUCAAAACCCUCCACUGCGUCCCCCCUGUUUGACACAGGUCUAGUUGUCUCGCUGCAGUCAGGGGAGGUUAUUAAAGCAGGAACAUCUCAUACCUCUGAUCAAAUCCCCACAACACAGACAUCGCUGAUUGCCGAGCUUGUGCACACUGCCAAUGCUCAAGAAAUAGUAGUAGUCAGAGAGGAGGCUCAUAUCAGUGGGGACUGGUCUAACAUGCACCUGAAUCAGAGUUACCUCCUACAGCGAGAAGAUGGAAGCGUCUGUGAAGCUGCCAUUGUUAACGAACUGAGCUCUGAGCUCUCUACUGGGGAACCAAAGCUGUAUGAGGAAAGUGUUCAGGCAGAGAUGGAGUUAGACUCGCAACCUGUGGAAGUGUACCAGUUUUGCGGCCUGGUGGAGGAGGUUGCAGAGGAAACUGUCUGUGCCAGUAGUAGUGCGCAGAUGCCUCAUUCUCCAGGAUACGAGGUGAACCUAUUCAACGCAUUACUAGAAAACUCUGAGGAGUACACUAUCAAAGAGGACCUCGAAACAGCUAUCCACACAGUCGGUGAAAGUGGCACCAUCAUAAUUUCCCAGCAGCCUUUGCCUUCAUCAAGCGAUCUAAAUCAAAUACAGGCUUGCUCCAACAAUAAUUCCCAUAAUUUGUCCAUACAAAACACAAGAGUAGCUGCAGUUGAACAGCAUUUGGUGUUAGAUGCUAACCAAGCUGUUGAAGUGGCAAACUCAAGUGAGGUUUGUUUAGUUCAAGUAGCUGCUGUUGCCUCUGACUCAUUCACUGUUGAACAGUCAGACACCAGUGCACAAAUCGGGACACAUUGUUCACGGGUCAGUGCAGCAGUCUCAGACCAAACAGAGGUAAACGACUCUGCCAUAAUUCAGACAGUUCUCCCAAAACAGGAAACGGAAGCAACAGCUGCUUCAUUAUCUAUCUUAUCCCCAGUGGUUACCGUUUCUGGCGAGGACAUGGGGGUACAGUCGCCCGUUGCUGUUGCAGUGCACGUUUCUCAUGUAGAAAACCGGCCUUCCCUAAAUCAGACCCCAGGAGUCACUGUUGUAAGUGCCACAAAGCCUAAGGUCUGUGUUUCUUCUCAUGAAGGGACCAAAGAAACCCCUGCUAGGACAGAGACUCCAUCACAGAGCAUUCAGAAUGUUGUUGUGCCCACAGAAACCAAACCAGAGGCUUUUCGCACCGUUCACUCUGGUAUAAAUCCAAAGCUGCUCCUUCUCAAACCGGGAGAAACUCCUCUCCUGAAACACCCACCCUCCCUUUUGGCACAGGUGUCCAAGCAGCAGAAUGCGGCCGGCAAAUUGGCCAAUGCCCACAGCUCUUGGUCUGGCACCGUGUCUGAGGAGUGCCUUCCCCAAACUAUCUCAGCAGCAGACUCUUUAUGUGCUCCUGUGGCUCUCAGCAGCCAGACGGAUCAGACGCAGUGCUCUGUCAAUAAAACUUCGGUGGCAGCAGCUCCUGUCAGAGUGCAGCAGCCUGCUGUGAGCCGCAACAUUUCUCUCCAACUUGACCAAGCUGCAUCUGUCACCCCCACAACUCCAGCAAGCAAAUCUGAGGCCUUAACUGUUACCAAAACAGACCCUGAUUCUCAAGAUGUUGUCGGGCCUACCGAUGCCCCCCGACUCGCUACGCCUCGCGCCCUUGACACAGCGACGGCAGCGGAAACGGAGCAAACAGCCACGACUUCCACCGGUCCCCAGGAACAUGUUAGCCAGCCUGACUCCAUGUAUGUGGAGGAGGAGAGCGAGGACAUGGAGCAGGACGAACCGGCGGGAGAAACCGAGGCUCAGGAGGCCACUUCAGGACAGGUUAGCAGUCCAGAGGAAGGCAGUGAUGAAGAGCCUGACAAAAGUGACAUGACCACCCCCAGCUCAUCACACAAGGUAUUUUUUAUUAACGAUCACUUUAAUAAAUCGUCUUAUCAAAGACUGAGAAAGCUACAGAGUGGGGUAAAGAGAUGAAAAAGAGUUUUGACAGGAUUGUGGGAUCGAGGCCGUGAGCUUCAUAAUACUGAAGACUUUGUCCUUGAAGGUAAAGGAAUUAUGUCAGACUCCACUAAAAGAGGGCGUAGCUGAAGUGAAAAUGUUCAUGGGCGUCUUAUUAACAGCUACAAUAUGAUUAAGAUGAUGAUAAAUUGUGGUUAUUGCUGUUUUUGCUUUGUUAUCUGAGUGAUAUAUUGGAUGAAACUGAAGCGUACGUGCAGUGAGAGUUCACCAGUGCACAGGUUGUUUUACUUUUCUGAAAACACAACAUUUAUGUGCCGCACUGUGUAGAUGUACUGUUGACGUAAUCGUCUUUAAGUCAACGCUGCACCUGGAGAGUAUCAUUAAUUUUUCACCGUAGCUAAAAACAAAAGCAGAACUAAUUAACACACCGUGAUCAGGUACACCGGCAUGUUUCUACUGUCGUCACUCUGCAUGAAGUCCAUCUUAAUGUACCUCGUGUGAACAGUGUUUUUUUUGCUAUGUAGUGAUUUAUUUCUUUUAAGUUGGCCGCAUGCUAAGCCAUGUGUGUUUUCCAGCAUGGACAGAGCAGGACAGACAGAAAGGCACUGUUCCUGAAGGUACGCCAGUGGAUAGCAGACAGAGUCACCGUGAAUUCAUCACCCGUCUCGCCCUCCACGUCCUCCUGCCACCCCAGUCCCUCGCCCACCGCUGACUGGUCCACAACACGACGGGAGAGGUCCUCACCUCUGCGUGGUCCGCAUGGAAAGUUUGUUUCCCCUUCCUCUGUCGGAGGCUACAGUUCCUCCUCUUCCCCACCAGACCAGGCCACCACCCAGCGGCCCCGAGGAGAGCGUCACACUGACAUGGCAGAGCUGGCAAAGCAUGAAGCAGACAUUGAGCAUCGAACCCAGGCGCUGAAGCGAGAGGGAUUCUGGUCAAUGAAGCGUCUCACCCGCCUGACGGAGCCGCCGCGACCCAAAGUUCACUGGGAUUACCUUUGUGAGGAGAUGCAGUGGCUCUCUGCUGACUUUGCUCAAGAGAGGCGGUGGAAGAGAGGGGUGGCGAGAAAGGUGGUACGAAUGGUGAUGCGACACCACGAGGACCUGAGGCAAAAGGAAGAAAAAGCCAAGAGAGAUGAACACGCUAAGAUCAGAAGAGUCGCCUCCUCCAUCGCAAAGGAAGUCCGGGCCUUCUGGAGCAGCGUUGAGAAGGUGGUGCAGUACAAGCAGCAGUCCAGACUGGAGGAAAAGCGGAAGAAGGCUUUGGACCUGCAGCUGGACUUCAUUGUCGGCCAGACAGAGAAAUACUCGGACCUCCUCAGCAAGUCUCUCGCUCCCACCAGGCCUGCUGAAACCGUCCUGACUCCACAGAAAUCUGCGCCGCCUCCCGUGGAUGAGGAUGACAGAGACUUCGAGCCUCCGUGUGAGGAGGAGGACGACGAGGAGACCAUCGAGGUGGAGGAGCAGCAGGAGGGCAAUGAUGCUGAGAGCCAUCGGAGGGAGAUUGAACUGCUGAAGGAGGAGGGCAUGCUGCCGCUGGACCAACUGCUCAGCACCCUCAAGCUGCCACAGGAAUCGGGCUCAGACGAAGAAUGCUCUGAUGAAACAUCUUCAUCGGCGGGGGAGGAAGAGGAAGAUGGGGAAUUCACUGCCAAUGAAGAGGAUGCCGAGGAUGAGGAGGAGACCAUCGCUGCCCAGGAGAAAGUGGAGGGAAACGUAGAUCAUGCAGUGGAGCUCGAUGACUUAGCCAAAGAGGGCGAUAUGAGUAUUGAGGAGCUGCUGGAGAAGUACAAAGGAGCUUACGCCUCAGACUUUGAGGCCCCGUCUGCUUCCGGCUCUAAAGCGAGCUCUGAUUCGGAGGAGUCUGGGGACGACGAGGUGGAGACCGAGGAAGAUGAGAGCGAUGUGGAAAGCAACACUUCGUCCUCAGAUUCGGCAGGAGACAGCGCCGAAGAGGAUGAGAGUGAGAAGGAGGAAGAGGAGAGCGAGGAAGAAGAAGACGAUGACUGUGGAGAUGAAGGGAUGGAGGUGUUGCUAAAGGAGGGAGAUAACAGCCCACCUUCCACCAGUUCACGGCCAAAGAAGGAGAUCAGCCACAUUGCUGCUACUGCAGAGAGCCUGCAGCCUAAAGGCUACACUUUGGCUACGACAAAGGUCAAAACCCCCAUCCCAUUCCUGCUUCACGGCACAUUGCGAGAGUACCAGCACAUCGGACUCGACUGGUUGGUCACCAUGUAUGAGAAAAAGCUGAACGGCAUCCUGGCUGAUGAAAUGGGUCUGGGCAAAACCAUCCAGACCAUCGCUCUGCUGGCUCACCUCGCCUGUGAAAAAGGUAACUGGGGCCCUCACCUCAUCAUCGUUCCCACCAGUGUGAUGUUAAACUGGGAGAUGGAGCUGAAGCGCUGGUGUCCAGGCUUUAAAAUCCUCACAUACUUUGGGAGCCAGAAGGAGAGAAAGCUAAAGAGACAGGGCUGGACGAAGCCUAAUGCUUUCCACGUGUGCAUCACUUCAUACAAACUGGUGCUGCAGGACCACCAGGCCUUCAGACGGAAAUCGUGGCGGUAUCUGAUCCUCGACGAGGCACAAAACAUCAAGAACUUCAAGUCUCAGCGUUGGCAGAGCCUGCUGAACUUCAACAGCCACCGGCGGCUGCUGCUGACGGGAACCCCUCUGCAGAACAGCCUGAUGGAGCUCUGGUCUCUCAUGCACUUCCUCAUGCCCCACGUCUUCCAGUCCCACCGCGAGUUCAAAGAGUGGUUCUCCAACCCGCUGACGGGAAUGAUCGAGGGCAGUCAGGAGUACAACGAGGGCCUGGUCAAGAGGCUGCACAAGGUGCUGAGGCCGUUCCUGCUCAGGAGGAUCAAGGCCGACGUGGAGAAGCAGAUGCCCAAGAAAUACGAGCACGUGGUGCGAUGCCGCCUCUCCAAGAGACAGCGAUUCCUCUACGACGACUUCAUGGCACAGGCCUCGACCAGGGAAACGCUAGCCAGCGGUCACUUCAUGUCUGUGAUUAACAUCCUCAUGCAGCUCCGCAAAGUGUGCAACCACCCCAACCUGUUCGACCCUCGACCGAUCCAGUCGCCCUUCAUCACGCAGCCCAUCGUUUUCCAUACGGCCUCCCUGGUGCAGGACGCGAUGGAGGUCUCUCCUUUGAAGCGCUGCGACCUUUCCAUGUUUGACCUUAUUGGCUUGGAGAGCCGCGUGUCCCGUUACCAGGCAGAUGUCUUCCUGCCGCGCCACAAGGUCAGCCGCCAGCUAAUCCAGGAGAUCAUGGAGUCCCCCGAACCCCCUCCGAGACCCAAACCGGUCCGCAUGAAGGUCAACAGGAUGUUCCAGCCACCUCCUAAAGGUGAUAAUCGACCGGUGCUGCUGAUGAACAAACCCACGUGCUCGGUUCCACCUGCUGCUCAGAUCCCCAAGCCUCCUCCAGUCACUGAAGUGGCCUCAACUCCUCCACCUGCUCCUGUUGUUCAGCAAGUGGUGUGUUCAGUGGCACUCACACCUCCCACUCGCCCGUCUAUGCAUCCCACGGCUCAAACGGCAGUGCGAUCCACCGCUCCCAAACCGGUGCUGACCGUUCGGCCUCCCGCUGCUCCCUGCACUGCCAGCAUUCCUGCUCAUCCCAGUCCAAACGCCAGUAGCGUCAUGCCCCAGAGGGUUCUGCUCAGUCCAGAUAUGCAAGCUAGGCUGCCUUCUGGUGAGGUCGUGAGCAUCGCCCAGCUCGCCUCCUUGGCAGGUCGACCGGUGUCGUCAUGUCAGGGUAGUAAACCCGUCACCUUCCAGCUUCAGGGCAACAAACUGACUCUGUCUGGAGCUCAGAUCCACCAAGUCCCAGCAGCUGCCCCUCGCCCAGUUCAAGGUAAUGUGAUGCACCUGGUGUCCAGCGGGGUGCAGCAUCACCUCAUCAGCCAGCCCGCUCAGGUGUCUGUCCAGGGCACCGCCAACACACACCCUGCAAACACACCCUCCACUGCUGCUCCGGCAAACCGGCUGCCGAACAACGCCUCUGCUCAAGUGCCCUCGUCUGUGGUGAGCAGCCCCGGCGUCGUGAAGAUCGUCGUGCGUCAGUCAGCAGGCAAGGAAGGCGGGCCCGUGCCCACUCUGGCUGUGGCCCCUUCGCCUCGCGUUGCUCCUCAAGCAUCCCCUUCCCUGCACCCCAACACAACCCCUGUCAGGAACACUGCUCCACUGCAAAUUGCCCAGCGCACCCCCGGCCCUGCUACCGCCACCUACACCAUAGCUCCUCCCAGAAACCCCAGCUCCACCCCGAACCAGCCCCAGCCCCCUCGCCCCGUCCUCAAAGUAGUUCAGCCUCCUCCGGCAAGCACAGAGCAGCCAGCUCCAUCUCAGGUGACCUCCUCAUCCUCUACGUCCAAGACUUCAGCAGCACCGCGGGACAACAGCAGCAGUCAAACACCAGCCCCCACAAAGUCAAAGCCCAGCCUGAGUGCAAAAGCCUGCCCUCCACCCAGGAGGAUGCCUCGCCCGCCUCCACGCUCCCCUUUCUACAUGUCAUGGCUGGCAGAUGGCCACAAACAGCAGCGUGACAGCCGGCUGGACUUCAUCCUUCGAGUCAACGAGCUCCACUGUGGGGCAAAACCCGUGUACGGUCGGGAGGUGUUGGACUUCCUGACUUUUCUGCCCGGCCCUCGUCCGUCGCCGGCCGCCCUGAACUCUCAGCCGGGCUGGAGCCGCUCGGGUCACGGCAGCUGUCUGUACGCACAGCAGCAAAACAAACAGGACUACUGGUUUCAGAGCCACGCCGUCAGAGAGGCCAUCCACAGCAUAGAGGGGCGGCUGGAGCUGCUCACUGAUAUCAUAGACAGGUUUACAUUUGUGAUUCCCCCAGUGGAGGCUCCUCCCAUCUCGAUGCACUGCUGCCACCCUCCUCCCUCUCUGAGCCACAAGCAGGCCGUCUUCUCCUCCAUGUUGUCUACACAAGUCGUACCGCUCACCGGCAGCCUCCACCGCAUCCAGUGUUACAUGAGGACCCAGUUCCCCGACCUGAGGCUCAUACAGUACGAUUGUGGUAAGCUUCAGACUCUCCACACUUUGCUGCGAAAGCUGAAGACAGGAGGCCACCGGGUGCUGAUCUUCACUCAGAUGACGCGCAUGUUGGAUGUGCUGGAGCAGUUCCUCAACUACCACGGACACAUCUACCUCCGUCUGGACGGCAGCACCCGAGUGGAGCAGAGACAGGCCCUCAUGGAGCGCUUCAACGCAGACCGUCGCAUCUUCUGCUUCAUUUUGUCGACUCGCAGCGGAGGCGUCGGGGUGAAUCUGACCGGAGCCGACACCGUUGUGUUCUACGACAGCGACUGGAACCCCACCAUGGACGCCCAGGCUCAGGACCGCUGCCAUCGUAUCGGCCAGACCCGAGAUGUUCACAUCUACAGGCUGAUCAGCGAGCGCACAGUGGAGGAGAACAUUUUAAAGAAAGCCAACCAGAAGAGGAUGCUGGGAGAUAUGGCGAUAGAAGGAGGAAACUUCACCACCGCCUUCUUCAAACAGCAAACCAUCCGAGAGCUGUUUGACGUGAACGACGGGGAGAAGAGAGAGGUGGCGGUGGAGCUGUCGGUGCCUCAAGCUGAGGAGGAGGAAGGUGUAAACAAACAGAGCACCACUAUUCUGGAACAGGCGCUGUGCCGUGCCGAGGAUGAGGAGGACAUCGUCGCAGCCUCGCAGGCCAAAGCAGAGCAGGUGGCCGAACUGGCGGAGUUCAACGAGAACAUACCGCUGGACGACGGAGGGGAGCAGGAGGAGGUGGAGGAGCUCUCCAAAGCCGAGCAGGAAAUCGCUGCUCUGGUGGAGCAGCUCACUCCCAUUGAACGCUACGCCAUGAACUUCCUGGAGGCCUCAUUGGAAGAUGUAUGCAAAGAAGAGCUGAAGCAGGCUGAGGAGCAAGUUGAAGCUGCCAGGAAGGGUCUGGACCAGGCCAAGGAGGAAGGCCUCAAGCUCCACGCUUCAUCGGAUGACGAUGAGGACGACUUUUUGACGGCACCAGCUUCUGCAGAGCCUGCUCAGCCAGCUCCGGCCCGUCGUGGUCGUAAGCCCAAGGACAAGACGGUGGCCUCGACGAGGACCAGCGGCCGACUUCGUGGAGCUUCGCCUGAAACGGAGCCGGAGCCCACGACCCCUAGAGAAGUGCCUGAAAGACUCCGCUUCGGUCUGAGAGGACGAGGAGCUGCCAAAGACGCUGCUACUGUGUCGACCACCCCGUCCCGCUCAGACCAUCCCAGAACCUCCUCAUCAAACAAGCUUCAGGAUUCCUCCAAAUCCUCCAAAGCGUCGUCUCCCGCCAGAGAUCACCAGACGGUCAAAACCAGAACUCAGCCGAACCGCUCCCAUCCCAGUCCAGUGCCUUCCCCUCCCACCAGCUCCCCUCCUGGAGGGAAACACCAGAGUUCUGGGGAGGCUGACGACAAGACCUCCAAAGCAGGCAGAGAGGAGAAGGAUGGGGAGAAUGAGAGGAGAGUUUCUGAGCCGUUGGUUGAGUCCAGCUGCCCAGCGGAGCAUCAGACAAAAGAAGAAGACAACAAGGACCACAGCGCCAUGUCUCCUCCCUCCACCAGCUCCCGGUCGCCUCGUAAGCGUCAGUCAGCAGACGACGAAGUCCUGCGGGGCCUAGUUGAAGAUUCACCUUCAGCCAAAGUCCUGCGGAAGCUCCCAGGCCGGCUGGUCACAGUGGUGGAGGAGAAGGAGCCGAGAAGGAGGAGGCGGCGAGGAAGCGGCACUGGAGGUGGAGGUUCUUCAGAGGAGGCAGCCGUGGAGGAGAACGCUGCUGGAUUCGUUGACGAAUCAAACAAAGACACUGCAUCACCGGGUCCUGAUGGAAAACCUAAAGUGACUGUUACCAAAUCCCCUCAGGAGCAAGACUCCACCCCACCUCCAGCUGUGCAGCCACAGCCUGUCAGAGGUUAUCCUCCUUAUUCUCCACCCCAUCUGUCCCCUGACAUGCCGGUGCUGAGAAACCUUCCUGUGCGACGCCGGCUGGAAACUGAAUCUCGAAUGGCUGCUCAGCUGGGAGAGCAGCUGCUGGGCAGAGGAAGAGGAGGGAACCAGUCCAAGAAAACCGACACGCCGCCGAGCAAAGACGCAGAGUCCAGCAUGAAUUCACUUGGAACUCCGUUGAAAAGAAAAAGGGGCCGGCCCCCUAAGACUCCCCCUAGAAUAUCUGAGACUGACAACACAACAACAACAACAACAACAACAACAACGACUCCUUCACCACAGCCCACCUCACCGAGUGAGGAAGGGAACCCUCCUCUGUCCCCAAAACGGAAAAGAGGUCGUCCUCCUAAAGACUUUGUCACCGCUGCAGACGCUGUUGGUGAAGAACAGAGCUCUGAUGUAUCUGCUGCAUCAAAAACUGAUAUUAGCACAGAGGCAGCAGACGCAUCGGAGACUCCUGCUGCUGUUUUCAACACAAGUCUGGACUCGGAGUCCACCAAAGCUGAGGAAACGGACACUAAGACUGAAGUUUCAGCUCCUGCAGCAAAGACAAACCAAGACUCCACAUCAGUAUCAGCUUCAGACCCGGUAGCCUCACCUUUACCUGUGGCUGUUGCUACCGAGGUUGUUAGUUCAGCUCCUGCUACAGACACGACGUCCUCCGUCAGUCUGUCCACAUGUGCCACUACUCCAGUCGCUGCCACAGCUCCGUCACCGCCUGCCAGCACCGUGUCCUCCACCGCUGCGGGUGAGAAACCAGCGCUCGUGGUUUUUGCAGCUUCCGAGGCUGCCGUCGAGCCAAACUCUUCACCACCGGCGCCCGUGAGAACAACAAGACCAGACUCUGCCAAAACCACCACAGUUGCCACACCAGUUGCUUCCUCUCCACCCAGCGUGUCGCCUGCAGCUCCACCAUCAACAGACCCAAUCGCAAUAGCAGCAACUGGAGCAUCGAAAGCAGCCAGUGAUGCACCAGCAGUCACCACUACAGUGAAAUCACUCACAACAACUGCUGCUGUAAAGGCCACGCCGCAAGUCUCUGCUGCAGCUGCUUCAGCCUCCACCCCACCUGCCCCUCAGAAGCUUCCGGCAGCUUCGCCAAUCCCAGCUACAGCUUCACCAAAACCAACCUUUACGGCUGCAUCGCCUCCACUACAAACAGUCCAAUCUAGCUUAACAGCUCCAGAUCAAACACGUAUUUCAAACUCAAGCCCGACCACGUCUGACGCAGCUUCUACAACACCCCCAGUAACAAAUGUUGCACCACGUACUGUAAAUACACCUCCACCUUCUUCACCCAAAGCAAGGACUGAUGUCACAACUAGCAAAACUCCAACCUCACCAACAACGACGGACAUUCAUGUGUCUGGACAGGUUCAGACAUCUACCGAGUCUAUCAAGUCUUCAGCGACCUCCCCUUCACCUCCGACUACAUCUGCUGCAGCAACUCCAUCACCACAACCAGAGGAAGUUAAAAUACCACCACCUGUACCUGCAGCACCUUCCAAAGCACACACUUCCCCUUCUUCUGUCCCUACAACAGCUGCAGAAAAGACUGUUAAGACCCCAGUAUCAGCCUCCAUAGAGCCCACACCAGCUCCAACAACUAAAUCACCCCCAGAAUCCUCCGCUGCCACCACAACUACACAACUAUCCACUAUUACCGUAGCAACAGUCGCAGCAUCCACCGCUGCUCCUGCGUCCGUCGCACAAAGCAGCGCAGUCAUUUCCCCACAAACCUCUGCAGCCACAUCUGCUCCCACAUCUGGUGCUUUACCUGAGAAGCAGCCCGUAGAGCCGACGCAGGAGGAGUCUGAAAGUGAGCCGGACAGGCCGACGGAAAUGGAAGUAGAUGCUGUGGAGGCCGAAGCAAAGAAUAGCAAAGAGAAGGAUGGUAAAAAGCGGGACGUCUCCAAGUCUCAGCCUAAAAGAAGAAAAGCGGAGCGUUCCUCUGAGAGCAAAUCCAGCGAGUCGGGAAGGGACAGAGGAAGAGAGGCGAAGACUCAAACCAAUCCUCAGAAAGAAGAAGCUAAGCCACAAACUGAGGAGAAAAGUACAGAAGAUCAGAAAACUCCCAAUCAGAGAAGGUCCCUCAGUCGGCAGAGCAGCCAGGAGUCGACGCGCUCCUCCUCGCCAUCAUCUGGCUGCUCUACGUCCACGCUGACCCGCCACGCUCAUCACAAGAGGACGUAUGAGAACAGACAUCCUGCCAAGAGGAGGCGGAUGGACGUCACCUCAGAGGCCGGGACAGAGGAGAAAAAGGAAGAGGGUGGGGGGAAGGAGGAAGGAGGUGAGACGGAGGUCAGCGCUGCCGUCUCUAGAAGGAGGCGCUCCAGGUCUCCCUCCUCGUCCUCCGACUCUGACAGCAGCAGCGGCAGGAAGGAGCACCGGCUGACUCGCUCAGCCAAGCGCAAGCUGCAAGACGAGGAGACAGAAAAAGGCAGCAAGGAAAGGAAAGGAACGAAACUUUCACGCAGCUCAGAUAGAAACUCCUCGAACAACGCCAACGCUUCCACAGGAGGAGAGUCGGGCAGCGACACGUCUUCUGUUCGGCUCACCAGAAAGUCUGCGGGAUCUCAGCCUCCACAGGAAAGCAAACCGCAGACCAACAGCGCUCCCCCGCUGCCUCCUGAGCCAGAAGUUCUGGGGAAAAGAUGCUCGGCGCUCAACGCAGCCGCCAAGCUUCUGGCGAUGAAAGGCAGAGUGGACACACCGGGUCACACCACCCGCAGAGACUCAGGAGCUAAAGCUGCCGGGACUUCCACCGCCUCCCCUUCUGACAAAAACCAAAAGCCUAAAAGUAGAAGUGUACCAGCCUCUCCCCAGACCAACUCUGUACCUCUCACCAAUAACAAAAACGGUGGCAGCAAACCUGUAACGCCCAAUCAGACGAGCCGCCCUGCGUCCCGCUCCACCAGACAGUGUCCCGGUUCUCUGGUUCCACCUCUAGAGGACGAGUACAAGAGGUCCAGACCGGAGGACAAAGACAGGGGCAGAAGGAAGCCAUCGAGGGCAAAGGAAGGCGAAGGAGAGGCUCAGUCUACGUCGCGUGGCCACAGCGCCUGCAGCAGCAUGAGCAGCGACGGCGAGGGCGACGGCGGCGGACGCAGCAGCCGGAGCCGCAGCAGCAGCAACAGCAGCCAGCGGACCCACAGCAUCAGCUCUCAGAACACGGAGCGCCGAGGGUCCCGGUCACGCGCCGCCUCCUCCGGCAGCGAACGCAGCUCCGAGCGGGCCAAGAGUCGGGACACAAAAGAGAAGCAGCAAAGGGAGAGCCGGAAGGACAGCAGGAGGUCUCAGAAGCUGCCGCAGGAAGUGACGAGCAGCUCGGGGACUGAGGGGACGCCGGACCGGGUGCUGAGGAGCGUCGCGGCACUCGCGGCGGUUCAGGCCCGGUCACCGGCCGCCAGCACCCGCUCCUCCUCCAGUCAGCAACGUCACAACAAGACAUGAUCGCAGUGCCAAAGGGAAAAGCCAGAGUGUUGCCGAGCAUGUCACGACCUCCUGCUUUGUCUGCACUCCGAGGGAAGCAAGGGAACUGAGUGCUGCACAAGCCAGGGACCUCCCUGCCUCUCGGGCCCUCUCCCUUUCUAACUGGAGCUGGUCCCCUCGCCAGCUCACACAUUGACGCUGGGGGAAGGCUCAGGGAUGCUUGACUGACAGUAAAAAAUAAAGUGGCGCCGUUGUCGUGCGUCCGUAGACAGACAGAGAGGCAGAGCGGUGGAGAAAUCCAUCGCUGGGACUUGAAGGAGCAAAAGGUAAAAAAAAAAAGGCGAGUUGUUGGUUCACAUUAUGUACUGUAAUCAUUAAAGACUGGAACACUCAGAGCCUCUGUGUUAAGAUGGGAUUAUACAGCGCCCUCUGUUGGGGUUAUACAUGAAAAGUCAUUUGUGUGACAUUUAAAUCUUUCGAGUGACCAGUUGUAUUGUAAGUUGGAGGUUUUAGAAAGCCUGGGUUUUGACAGAUUUCGUCAGCUGUCCUGACUAUCGUUUCUUUGUAGUCAGUUGAUAAGUUAUGCAUAUUUUAUUAUUUCUUCCGGGGUAUUAGGAAGAGAACAGAUCUGUCAAUGUGAUCUUUGCUGCACUAUGCUGGAGCUUGUCUUUGCUUGGGCCCCUUUUUGUUUUUCCCACGUCGAUUUCUGUUCGUUUGGAUUCAGAUCCAGCCUUGCAUAUCUCAUUUGCACAUCUGACAACGUGGCCCUCGGCUCUGAGUACAUUGUGGUGUGGUGAAGCGUUUUGUACGUCAACUUAAUUAAUUGGUACUUGGCGAUGUAUCUCUACGGAAAUGUAUUAAUUGAAGUCGCAAAUUGUCUGGAAGGCGUUUUGCUUUACACCACAAAUCCAUUGUUUUUUUUUCUCUCCCCAAAGGCAGUUACAGUCGUCGUGUAUUUAUGCUGUGAGGGCGAGUUAGUGAAAUUUAAAGAGUGCCUCUUUGGCCAAAUGGUUUUGAACCUCAGAUUGCCUUGUGAGGGGUGUCGAGCUUCUCUUGUUUAAAGAAACAAAAAAAGCCAAACAAACUUUAAAAAAAAAAAAAAAGGAAAAACACACAACUCCCCUGCAAAACAUUCAGAAAAGCAUCAGUGCUACCAAAUUAAUGUUUAUUUUCACUUGGGAUUUUGUCACCAUCACUUCAUUGCUCUUGGUUCAUGUAAUAAGAAAAAAAAUACUUGGACGAAACAUGUGAAUAAAAUUACUGGUACAGUUCCAGAUGACUGUAAAUUGUCGAUUUCCUUUCGGACUCGUUGAGCAGCGGUGACACCUGGCGGGGGACGGACGGCUAGUUUAUGGUGAUGGUCUUACUUUCUGAUUUGUCUCUCUUUAUUUGUUGCAUUCCUUUUGAUCCCUUGUAAUUCCACAUUGUUUUACUUGAAAAUUAAGACAAUUACAGUUGAAUAAAAAGACCAAAAAUUA